GACGAUGAGGUCAGAAUGUGCGACAGUGGUUGUAGUCCUCACGGAGGCGUAAACUCUAACGCUGGAUUUAGCUCUUAAUUCAUCUCUGGACGCUAAGGGUCGAACGGAGUUUGCGUCUAUAUGAUGGCGCUAAUGCUUUAAAUAUGAACUUUUAUCAAAAUGUAAUAUGGCGAUGUUUAAUUAGCUGUUAUUCGUGAGGUCGCUCGUUAGCCUAGCUUAGAUUAGCCUCCUAGCUAAGCAGCAUUGCCCAACACUGUUUUGAAAGUUAUGUAUGACAACACAGAGGAAGUCUGUAGCGGUAACACCCAGCAGUCAGUGUGACUACAGGCUGUCGUUCAUGUGUUACUGUGGUAUACUGGUUAAAUAGGGUUUCUCCGGCACUGGGACUGUCUCCGAAGCGUUUCCAACAUGUUGAACAUCCCGACCCAGUCGUUCCCUGCGCCGAGCUCCCAGCAGCGGGUCUCAGCCGCCGGUCAGUCCGGGAGGAGCAAGGUGGCCUUGAAGCCCGGUCACAGUCUCAUGGACUGGGUCCGCUUUGCCAAGAGUGGUAAAGACCUGACCGGGCUCAGAGGACGUCUGAUCGAAGUGACACAGGAAGAGCUUCAGAAACACAACACGAAGAACGACUGCUGGACCUGCAUUCGAGGUAUGGUGUACAACAUCACCCCCUACAUGGAUUACCACCCUGGUGGAGAAGAGGAGCUUCUGAAGGCAGCUGGGAUCGAUGGCACAGAACUCUUUGAUCAGGUUCAUCGUUGGGUGAACUAUGAGUCCAUGCUGAAGGAGUGCCUGGUGGGCAGGAUGGCCACUAAAACCACAAUUAAAGCCAUCAUCCCUCCUCUACCACUGACUGGCCUCGCCCCACCUACAUCACUGGCCCCUUCCUCCGACAAAGACUCCCGACCUCGGUACGACUGGUUCCAAACUGACGCGACUGCUCAUCUAGUCAUUUAUGCCAAAAGAAAGAUCCCCAGCUCAGGCUGUACCACUGUUGACCUCAAGGCGGGUGUUCUACGACUGGAAGUACUGCUGGGCAAAAUGUCCUACAUGAUACAUUUACGUCUCACUGAUGAAGUUGAGGAAAAUGUUUCUGUCCACAGUGCUUUCUCCGUGGGAAAGAUCCAGGUCACGUUACGGAAACGGUCUCAAGGCAAAUGGACAAGUCUCGGUCAACCACUUGAGUUCCACAACUCCUUUCUAUACAAAAAAGACAGAGCUCCCUAUUACCGGGAUUGUGUGUUGGUGUCUAAGACUGAAGUGAACCACAACACCCAUGUGUUCAGACUGCAACUCCCACGUGGGACUGUCAUGCACGUGCCUGUUGGAAAACAUGUCUACCUCAAAGGCCUCAUUCAAGACAGCGAGGUGGUGAGGCCGUACACUCCAGUAGAUGAGAACCUGGCAGCAGCCUCCCAGCGCUCCUCACAGGACUCAGAUCUCUACCUCAUGAUCAAAGUUUACCCCGAUGGAGUGUUCACUCAACACCUCAACAACAUGCACACUGGAGACCAUGUAUCCACUAGUGGUCCAGAGGGUACCUUCACUGCCCGCCCCCUCCGUGAUGUCACACACCUCUACCUACUAGCAGCAGGCACAGGAUUCACCCCGAUGGCUCGCCUCAUCCAACUGGCCCAGGACGUCGACACCAUCAGAAAAACCAAGCUUCUCUUUUUUAACCGGCGGGAAGAGGACAUCUUUUGGCGCCGUGACCUGGAUGAACUGGCUGCUAACAAUGAGAGGUUUCAGGUGGAGUACGUCCUCUCUGAUCCCUGUGAGCGCUGGUCUGGCAGGACAGGUCGAGUUGAUGAGUCCAUGCUUCAGGAUUUCCUCAACAGGCCUGAUGGGUCCAAAAGCUACGUGUGUGUGUGUGGCCCCUCUGCCUUCACAGAACUCACCAUGGGGUUGUUGAAGCAGCAGGGCUUCAGUGAAGCGGAGCUCCACGCAUUCUGCGGCUGAUGUGCUCCACCCUGAAAAGACUGCGUGUGCCUGCGAGGGAGAACGAGAGCGAUUUACUUUUAACUUAUAAACCAGUGUUUGUGAUAAAUCUAUGCACCAAGGAUGCGAUGAUGCUGACUGAAGUCAAACAGCACAGCCUGUAAAGACAAGCUGUGUGGAGCAGUUAGUAGAUUUCAUAACAUCUGAGCUGAAACAUUGUAAAUAUCAGAGUAGAAAUAAAAGCAGGGACACAGACUGAAAAGAGGAGGAAUGAAUGGGAUCAUGUAAAUUGAUGAUAUACUGUAUAUGCAAAGACAAUGAACAUGAGCCUGUUUGAGUUGCAGAGGAUCUUCUGCACACACGGUUUACGUACAUGCAGUUACAGUUACACCGCUGCAGUGCAAUAAACAUGUUGGGACAUUCUCACCACUCCCCCAAGUUUUGUUUCCUAUUUGUAAAAACGGUUUUGAUUGAGUCACAUUUUGAACCAUCUUAAAUUCAGGUUGAUCCAGCUUUAAAAAAGAGUUGAUUUGUGAACUUUUUUUCUAGAGGUGCUACCUGUACGUUUUUUUUUAAUGUUAGCAUUAACAGCAGUUUACUUAUCAUUCUAAAAGAAAUGUUAUGAAAUCGCCAUCAACAUCUCAGCUCAUCCAGCAGUGGAAAGAAAUAUUAACACUUAUUUUAGCACGCUAUCCAGCGAGCCUCCUCCUGGCCAUCACCUUAGCUGCAUUAAACUUUAGGGAAUUUCACACAUUUUCUGGGGAGUGAGCGCAGUUGUCUGAGUAUCCAGAUAAUGUGAUAAAACUGCAGGAGAUCCUCCACAGGAUUUACCGCAAGAUGACGUUUCUGAUGAUGGACACAAAAUUAACAUUGCGUUAGUGGGAAGUAGCAUCAUGGGGAUUAUUUGACCUCACAACCUGCUGCUGGAGCUGAGCAGGUGGAAUUCGUUCUGCAGCACACGGCUGCUUUUCGUGCACCAAAAACAUCCCAUGAUCUGGAGUGUGAAUGAAGACAGGUUCUGAAUACUUUUGUAAAAGAGAGGUUCGUUUUUUUUUUUAAAUAAAUUACAUUUGUAAAAGUUUUCAAUUUGUCCUAAUGGGUUAUUGUGUGUCGAUGUACACUUUAUACAUUUAAAAUGAAAAUGUAUAAUAAAAUGCUAAAAUUAAA
Pleuronectes platessa (European plaice) is the source of this 3102-nucleotide messenger RNA. RefSeq names its product cytochrome b5 reductase 4. The transcript has 15 exons. Gene Ontology annotation, cellular component: endoplasmic reticulum. Gene Ontology annotation, molecular function: heme binding; oxidoreductase activity. The coding region runs from base 409 to 1956 and encodes 515 amino acids. Gene Ontology annotation, biological process: superoxide metabolic process; generation of precursor metabolites and energy. The record is from RefSeq and is a predicted model, not a curated record. NCBI's taxonomy places the organism in Eukaryota, Metazoa, Chordata, Actinopteri, Pleuronectiformes, Pleuronectidae.